Messenger RNA from Echinops telfairi (small Madagascar hedgehog), 699 nucleotides. Its product is annotated as killer cell lectin-like receptor 3. The transcript has 7 exons. Bases 1 to 699 code for a protein of 232 amino acids. NCBI's taxonomy places the organism in Eukaryota, Metazoa, Chordata, Mammalia, Afrosoricida, Tenrecidae. The record is from RefSeq and is a predicted model, not a curated record.
AUGUCAGAUUCUUCAGCUAUUGAGCAACCUCCAGUAGUCACAGACCAGGAAGAAACCAUCGCUAUUAUGGAGCUGGAACCUCCUGCUGCUCUUCCACCUCCUCCAGAAGAGGAAUGGGUCCCAGUUCCGGAAAGCAUCGACAUGAGAGCCUCCCGUUCAACCUUUGCUCUGUUCUGGACCAUUUCUGUCGUUCUGGGCAUCUUCAGCCUGGUGCUCUUGACGUUGUGUGGAUUCUUUGCUUCUCAGUACUUUCAAAAUCUUCAGGCAUCGGAGAGCAAGCUGAAGAGUUUUAAUGAAUGGAUGGAGGCCUUCCAAAGGAAAGCAGAAGCAUUUAUUGAUAUCCAAAAAGGUCUUGACUAUAAUAAAGCAACCAUAGAAAGACUCCAGAAUCAGAGUGAGGAUCUCACUGAGGCCCUGCAAGCACUUACCACCAACAAAGGAAGGUGUGGGCAUCCUCUGAGCCACUGGAUAGAAUACAGAGGGAAUUGCUACCAGCAAACUGUAGACCCGGUUUCUUGGUUGAACUGUUCUGAUCAUUGUGCCCGUUUGAAUGCUACAUUUUUAAAGAAAGAAAGCAGCCGGGGAUUACUGAAUUUCCUGAAGUUGCUUGCUGUAAAUCGUACUUGGGUUGGGCUAUCUUAUAACAAGGAGAAAAAAACGUGGAUGUGGGAGGAUGAUUACCUACCUCCCGGCCUGUAA